Messenger RNA from Pollicipes pollicipes, 1550 nucleotides. Its product is annotated as WD repeat-containing protein 81. NCBI's taxonomy places the organism in Eukaryota, Metazoa, Arthropoda, Thecostraca, Pollicipedomorpha, Pollicipedidae. Gene Ontology annotation, cellular component: mitochondrion. Gene Ontology annotation, biological process: aggrephagy. Bases 77 to 1489 code for a protein of 470 amino acids. Gene Ontology annotation, molecular function: phosphatidylinositol 3-kinase regulator activity. The record is from RefSeq and is a predicted model, not a curated record. The transcript has 12 exons.
CCGGCGCGCGCGCGGUGACGUGUUCCUGCAGCCGUUGUUGCGGCUCUACCGUCGCGACGCGAUCACAUGCAAGUCAAUGAAGCUCUUCCACCGGAGCUUUCUGCUGCACGUGGCCGUUCGCCUCGGCCACGCCGCGUUCAUAGAACACUUCAUAUCGCCGCUGAUCGAAGCGGCCGGCGGUGACCGUGACCUGACCCCGACCCCGGCGCAGGUCACGCCACACUUCAGGGUCUCGGAGACGGCGCCAGCGGAGCACCCCUCCGAGACGGCCGCCGACCACGGUGUGUUUCACAUGGACGACGAGGAGGGAGCGCCGGCCGCCCGCGAGGACGCGGAGAGCCAGGAGCGAGUGUCGGUGGCGUCUGAUGACGUCACGGAGACCAGCGAGCCCUCCAGACCCAGGGCGCCGGGGUGCCUGAUCUCUGACGUGGCGGCCGAGUCCGUGAUGUGGCUGGCUCAUCGGCUGGGCCCGGCCCUCACGUCCCGCCACUUGGCGCGCAACCUGCUGCGCAUGCUGGCCGUCUGCUACUCGGACCCGGACUCGCUGAAGCCGGCCCCGGAGCGCCCCCAGGCGGUGUACAGCCGCAGCUUGGCCGGCGACGCCGGCUCGGACAAGGUCCUCCUCUGCCUCUGCAGCAUUGCAGAGUUGUAUGGCGAACAGCUUAUCCUGAACCAGUACCUACCGCACGUCACCGAGCUGUGCGGCUCCGCCCUGCGCAAGCUGACGGCGUCGGUGGAGGCGGCGCUGAUUGGCGGACUGACGCUGCUGCUGCACGUGCUGCCCUACCUGAGCGACACGCUGCUCAUGGACCUGCUGCAGGAGUCCCUGCUGGCGGGGGUGUUCCGGCCCGUGCUUCAGACGGCCACUGACCCGGAUCUGACCUUCCCGUCAGGCGCGGCCGGCCGAGCCGCCGUCUGUUAUCGCUGGCUCAGUCUGGUUGUCAUGGUUACGCACCGCAUCGGCCUGGAGAUGUCGCUGCGCCAGCUGGGUGACGUCACCAGUCAGCUGGCGGCUACGUUUGGCCGCCUUUUCAAAAGGGCGGAAAGUCCUUGCGACCGGCCAGUAGCGGCCGACAGUGACGUCACGCGGCGCGCCCGAGCCGAGUUGGUCCAGGUUUUCACGCCGGCCCUGGCUCACGCCGUCUACGUGCCGCUCUGCCAUCUCUUGGAGGCACUGUGCACUGCAGCUUCGUCCGAAGACAUUGAACUGAUUCGCGACCUCUGCGUUCUCCACCGCCAGAGGGCAGUCACCUUGCCGCGGGAUGUCACCAGUGGCCCAAACGCCAGUUUGCCGAUGGCCGGUAGUACGGGGUCCGGGUCAGGCCGGGACGGCACCGCCGCCGCCACCGCCAGUGGGGGCGGCGCCGGCGGCGCUGGCGGUGCCGGGUUCGGCUCCACAGCUCCGGCCAUCGGCAACAGAAUCUACGUACAGGUGCGACCAAAGGCGGCUCCGGCUGGGACGGCAGCGGCUUCUGCGCCGUUUUGCUGAUGUGUGGCGACGUUGUUCCGUGUAAAGGCCGACUGAAUUCGACUUUCGGCUCGGGUGUAGG